This is a messenger RNA of Gasterosteus aculeatus aculeatus (three-spined stickleback), 2575 nucleotides long. RefSeq lists its product as uncharacterized. Lineage: Eukaryota; Metazoa; Chordata; Actinopteri; Perciformes; Gasterosteidae. The record is from RefSeq and is a predicted model, not a curated record. Gene Ontology annotation, biological process: regulation of transcription by RNA polymerase II. Gene Ontology annotation, molecular function: DNA-binding transcription factor activity, RNA polymerase II-specific; RNA polymerase II cis-regulatory region sequence-specific DNA binding.
ACACAACCCACCCCCUUCAGUACGUGGCGCGCAUGCGCCAACUAGAGACACGCCUCCUCGUUCUACAAGCCAUGUGGUUGCCGAUGAUCAAUAAAGACGUCUGCUGAUUCCAGCCCUCCUGGUUUACUUUUUUAGCGUACCAACUCUGACUUUCAGCCAUUGCCAACAUGUCGGCGGGCGUCGCGAGCCUCCAGGCGCAGGUGGAGCUCGUGCUAGGCGCGCUGGUCAAAGCUGCCACGGUGGAGUUAAUCAAACUGUUCGAGAGCGGGUACCGAGCGCCGCCGGAUGCGGGCCGCACCGAGGACAAAGGGCGACAUGCCGCCCCGGGUGGGUUAUCCACCGGGGCCACAACACGCAGCAUCGGUGUGCAAGUGGACAAGGACAUGAAUCCGCUCUUUGAGCUUUGCGCCCCCCCUUUCCUUUCAGAUGAGAAUUUAUACGGGAAGUGCAGUGUGGAGCUGGUGGAGGGGAGUGUCUUCGGAACAGAAAUCCUCCUGGCUGAGGAUGAUGGCCAAGUUGACCCCGGGGCGUUGUUGCCUUUGGAAGAACAGGUCUCGGCGGAGACGGUAGAUAUGGUGAAGUUAAGUGAGCUUAAAACGGAGUCUCCAGAUGAUCCUCAAACAGACUUAAUUUUGCAUGAGACAUGGACGCUAAGUGCAGAGCAAAGCUCUCCGGCUAAACAGAAGCCCCUCGUGAUCAUACCAGAUACUUUCAAUAUCAUUACUGGGGAGACGGUUAAGUUUGUUUGCCCGUUGAUCCUCAAGUCAGAGUCUCAGGCCCCGAAACCUGACAUUUCAGAGACGCCCGUUAAAGCAGAGCCUCAGCAGGUCUGUGUCAGCACCGCCAAGGGCACCGCCUACAGUCCGUCCCCCACUGACGGAGCGGUGACCCCGGCCCCAGUGGAGGUUUGGGAACGGACCCACACGCCAAAGGAGACUGAGCACAACCUCCACGUGAAACUGAAACGUACUUCUCCCAACCACGAGCUGACGCGUCCCUGCGCCGUACAGCUGGUGGACGUGCUUGCUGCGCCCGAAUCGGAGGCGAGGCUUCAGGGCGCCUCCGCUGACGGUCACGACGCUAACCACAAAACGGGUUGGCCUCUGCCCAAAGACCUCCGCCGGCACCACAGCUUCCACAACGGCCACCGCAUCUGCUGCUUCACCCCUUGCGAAAACGGCGUUUGGCGGCUUCAGAAGGCCGUCUCCCACGCCGGCGGCGGAUACCCGUGCGGCGUCUGCGGGAAGACAUUCAAGCGGCGGAAGAUUCUCCGGCGGCACGAGCGCUUCCACACCGGGGAGAAGCCGUACCCGUGCUCUCGGUGCUCAAAGUCGUUUGCGCUGAGGAAGAGCCUGCGCCGCCACCUGAGGUUCCACACGGGGCAGAGGCCGUACACCUGCACGCAUUGCAGUAAAAGCUUCCGCCUGCGAGAGAAUCUGAAGGCGCAUUUGAGGUUUCACACGGGGGAGAAGCCUUUCAGCUGUGCAAUCUGUGGCAAGAAGUUCAGGAUCCUAAAGAAUCUGGAGAAACACAACCUGACCCAGUGUGGGUUCUUUGUUCCUUCGUUCAGGACGAUCGCUGGCUUGUAGCAGUGGAAUCACAGCCGCCAGUGGGUGGUUGUGUUGGCCGCACAACUCUCUAGCUCAUUCUUUUAAGCUAAGGAAAAGACUGUGGUUGAUUCCAGUAAAACCUUAUUCUAAUGAUGUUAAUGAACAAUGAUAGAUAGAAGUCUUAUGCUACUGAUGGUUUGAGAAUCUUCUUUCUUGCCCUGUUUUUGCCUUUGUGGUUGUGUACCAAUGUUUUUGGAACAGAGUGAAAGGGUUGUACAACUACUUGACCUUUCUUAGCAUUAGGCCUUCUCAGAAACAAAUGAUCACUACAGAAGAUUCCUUCCACAGCAGAUGAACUACUGAGUGCUCAGGCACGGGAUCGGACCUGCCAACACUAGUUUAUUGGUUAUACUUGUGUGUACUUUGGUAUUUUUGUUAUUCUUUUAUUUACAUCCAUGUAUCUUAUCAAAGUGUUUGGUUUUCCUGCUGUGAUUACUGAAUGUCCCUAGGCUUCUUUCCUUCUAUAACAUUAAUGUCAAAGAAACAAGUGCCCGUAAUGUUAAAGCCCCUGAGAGUAACAAGUACAUGUGGCCAAACAAAUGCUAUAUCACAUUCCCUUUUUUAUUAAAAAGAAAAUCAUCUACGUUUCACUAUUCCUGAUGAUGUCGCCGAUAAUUUUCCAACGGUUAUUUUACUAGAUAACUGUUUCUCGUGUAUUAAAGAAAUACAUUUUUGUGGUACAUAACUUGGUUAUUUUGUUUCUUCAACGUACUACAAUCAGCAGGGAGGAAGGAUACGAAUUUCUAACAAAGCGGUAAAAGCACACUUGAACUAACCAAUGCCUUAUUUAAUGUCAAGAUUGCAUGUAAGUUUAAUUUGUUAUCACUAGUUAAAAACAUACGUCAAUAUGCAAUAUGUUAUUUUAUUUAAUGGACUAAUGUAAUAUGGUGUUUCUACAACAUAUUCAGAUAUGUUAGGUAGUAUAAAAUAUAAAUAAUGCAGAAAAUAAAUACUGAUGCAAAGAG